AACUCUUUGACAUGAGACAAGGUAUUGGAAGGUUUUCAUUAAUUAUGAAAUUAGUAUGAGUGCCAUUUGAUUACAAUACUGAUGAACACACAGAGGCACCUGCUACAAGAUGUAGUUUCCACAAAGGAACACCUAACAUAUGCAUAUAAUUCAUUAAUAUUUUUCUGUACCUUUUAUAAAUAAAAAUAUUACAGUUUUAAUAGGUGUUUUGUUUAUUUGUUUGUUUUUUUUGUGGAUGGACACAUAUAAUAGUCCCAAACACAUGAACAACACAAAUAUUUGCUUUUUAUAUGAUUAACUGCUAUAAUGUACUUAAAGCAGUUUCUUUAGUUCAUUCUGUACCAUAGUGAAGGUAUUUUAUUUCUUGUUCAUAGAAUGUUCUUGAAGUGCUUCAGACUUAGAUUUCUCACCUGAAAUAAAGACCUCAUAAGCAUGACAAUGUUAGUCAGAAUAAUUAAAAAAAUAAAUCUAGGAAUAACAAGAAAUGGGUACUAUCUAGAAGUACUUGCAAGUGCUUGCAUAGUUUCACAAAGAAACUCAACUUCAGUCACUUACUAUUUUCCUCUGUAUCUGAGAUACUGUUGAUUCCAGUAAAUUUGCUGAUUAAAAUUCUGGAAAUAUAGGCUCAACCAGGCACAACUAUCAUGUUAGAAUUAAGGAAAUUUCAUUGCUGUUUCAUCCAGAACAUCAAUAAUUGUGUCUUUCAGUUAAUAAUGUAGGGAUUUAAAACUGAUUUUUUUGGGGAUACAAUUGCUUACUUUUCUACAGAUUUUAUAUUAAUGAGGUUUUAGAUAUGGCAUUUGUACCAUUACAGGUGCCAGGGUAUAUUUACAAGAAAACAUAUAAAGAAAAAUUAUUCCUGGACCAGAGAACAAUAUUGUCCUCUAAACUGAUCUGUUCAUGCUCUAAAUUUUGUGGAGAUUUUUUAGCAGUGACCAGGAUGCAGUGAAGUGAGAUUGAGAAAAUGUGGUCACCCAAGGAACUUUCUACCCAUUCACUGUGUAAAGUUCUCACAGUGACUCCUGUGGAAGUCAGAGAGGCCAAAAAACUUACCUCAGAAAAAAAACUUAGACUGGGUUCAAUGAAGAAUUCUUCACAUUCUUAAAAAUUUAUUAAUUUUCUUCUCAUUAUCUUGGCCUAGUUUACUCAUAUUGGGCCCAUGAAUCUCUGUAGAUCUAUCUGAGACUCAUUACCAACCACAGAAAAAGAAAAUGGAAAUGGGACAUGGAAGUCCAGAAGAGAAGACUGACAGCUGUGAAAGAUUGUGUUUUGAUUCCAUCAUCAAAUAGAAGGGAUUAUUUUAAAUUUUGGAGAUGUUAACUUAAAAGAGGUAUUCAGCAUCAUUUAUACAUGUGGGAAACAGUGAAACCUAUUGAAAUUUAAAGUAUUUCUUGAGUAGUGAUUCUUUGGAUUAUUCAUGACUGUUUGUAAAUACUUUUGUAAAUGUAAUAUCCAAACCUUUUUUUUUUAUUUAUUUGACUUAGGAGGUAAACCCUGAGGGGAAAAUUAAGACAGCUUUAGUGUGAGGAAACUGGGUUGUUGUUAAGCUAAGACAGUAAUGGUUUUUUAUCUUCUUGUUACAGAUAACUAAUGUUACCUUCCUUGUGAUUCAGACAUUGUCUUGUAAACCAUCUGUAGAUGGAAAACUGUUAUUGUGAGUUUCUGUCUGAAGGGGUCAGUAAUGUAACACAAUAAAUCUUUUUUUCUGGUUUCACUCUGAAUUUGUCCCGGAAAUGUCUGGGCUACAAUUUAACCCUUCAUUGCAAGAGUUAGUGUUGACUUCUCUUUGGGGUAUUCUUUUUCAAAGUUUUGGUUUAGACACAUCUCUGGUCUCUAUGAAUAGUGAACAAUGACAAUAAAAUUAGUUUUUUGAGUUUUUGUAGUUUCCAGAAAAGGAGUGAAACCUUUCCCCUAAGACCAACAUCAGGAAUCAUUGUUUAGUUUGGAUUUUCUCAAUAAUUUACAAAUGUUGGUGUAAUGUGGUGAUGUUAUUCUAACCCAAAUCCUGGACAUUUCCUGGAAAAAUGAAAUCAUUUUGACUUGAUUAAUCCUCUCACUUCUCUGCCAAGGCUCAGAGACUAACAGUGUGCUGGAAAGAGGCAUUUUCCAUGCAGAGAGUUUCUGAUUCAUACAAGCUCAUUACCUUCACUCAUCAUGGAAGUGUUCCAGCAUCAGCUUCUCAGUCUUGUUGGGGGUUUGAUCUGUUUCUGUACUCUGGUAAAAUGCAUCAGAUUUAUGAAAAACCUCUUCCAUAUAUAUGGAGUUCUUUACCUUAGACUUUCUUUUGGUCAAUGGGAGGGAGAAUGGUCAGUGGUCACAGGAGCAGGAGAUGGGAUUGAAAAGCAUAUGCCUACAGGUAAAAUAGAUAACCCAGAAUCUCUAAGUGAGUAUCUUGUUAGCACCUCUCUCAGGAUUCAUUCAGUUUUUAUGUCAUCAUAUCUUCCAAAUCAGAGAAUCAUAGGCAAACUGCUUCCCUCAAACUGUCACUUAAGGAAGGAUUUACUGUUUUGUUGCUUCCAGCAGGACCUUGUCAACUGCAAUAUUAUUUCUAUAACAAAAGUAAUUUUGAAACAGAUGCAACCAAGUCAGAAAGGUCUAAUUCUGAAUCUGCCCUCUGAUUUGAGUACUUUCCUUUUUCCAUUAUGUACAAUGUACCCAGCUACUAAGGCAAAUCUUUCACGUUGCCUUAUGAAGAACUCCCCAUUAAGUGUUUAUCAAAGCAUUGUAUCAGUAGCGAUUCCUUAUGGUGUAGCAGAAGAGUUUGUUAGUGAAUCGCUGGAGUACAUCACCUUUGGAGAUAAGAUUUUUGGGAUGUCUCACCCAUGA
Cyanistes caeruleus (blue tit) is the source of this 2826-nucleotide messenger RNA. The record is from RefSeq and is a predicted model, not a curated record. Lineage: Eukaryota; Metazoa; Chordata; Aves; Passeriformes; Paridae.